Molecule: messenger RNA, 2637 nt
Organism: Lethenteron reissneri (Far Eastern brook lamprey)
Lineage: Eukaryota; Metazoa; Chordata; Hyperoartia; Petromyzontiformes; Petromyzontidae
Product: alpha-1A adrenergic receptor-like
Biological process (GO): adenylate cyclase-activating adrenergic receptor signaling pathway; positive regulation of MAPK cascade; positive regulation of cytosolic calcium ion concentration
Cellular component (GO): plasma membrane
Molecular function (GO): alpha1-adrenergic receptor activity
Source: RefSeq, a predicted model, not a curated record
GAUGAGCUCACCUUCCCGGCCAAGAUGAAGAACUCCUCCUGGGGUGUCACCAACGCCCCGCUGUCGAUUUCAGCAGUGACUCCAGCCCCAGACGCAAAUGGGACCUCUCAAUCUCCUCAGCAGCAGCAGCUGCUGCUGCUGUUGCAGGACCAAGCCCGCGUCGUGGGUCUCGUGUUGACGCUCGGCUCCUUCAUCAUCUUCGCCAUCGCGGGCAACAUUUUGGUCAUCCUCUCGGUGUUCUGCAACAGGCACCUGCGUACGGUCACCAACUACUUCAUUGCCAACCUGGCCCUGGCGGACCUCCUGCUGAGCACAACCGUGUUACCCUUCUCCGCCGCCCUAGAGGUGAUGGGCUACUGGGCUUUCGGGCGGCCUUUUUGCGACGUGUGGGCUGCGGUGGACGUGCUCUGCUGCUCGGCGUCCAUCAUGAGCCUGUGCGUCAUCUCCGUGGACCGCUACGUGGGCGUCGGGUAUCCCCUGCGUUACCCGGCCAUCAUGACCGAGCGGCGGGCCUUGUUCGUACUGGUCAGCGUGUGGGUGCUGUCCAUCGUCAUCUCCGUGGGGCCUCUGCUCGGCUGGAAGGAGCCUCCGCCGGAUGACGAGACUAUCUGCAGCAUCACUGAGGAGCCAGGCUAUGCUCUCUUCUCGUCCAUGCUGUCCUUCUACAUCCCCAUGUGCGUCAUCCUGGGCAUGUACUGCAAGGUCUACACCGCGGCCAAGAGGCAAACCGAGAGCCUCAAGGCCGGGGUCAAGAGGGCCAGGGCCAACAUGAGAGAAGUCACCCUGCGCAUCCACCGUGGCCGGGAUGACGGCUCGGCCAAGGAGCCCCAUCACCUGCGGGGGUCCCUCUCUGUCAGGAUCCUCAAGUUCUCCCGAGAGAAGAAAGCGGCCAAGACCGUGGGCAUUGUCGUGGGGGUCUUUGUCCUCUGCUGGUUUCCAUUCUUCUUGGUCCUGCCGCUGGGUUCGUAUUUCCCAGAGUGCAAGCCGGAUGACACUGUUUUCAAGAUAAUCUUUUGGCUUGGCUACUUGAACAGUGGCGUCAACCCGCUCAUUUAUCCAUGCUCCAGCCAGGAGUUCAAGCGCGCCUUCCUCAACGUCCUGCGCUGUCGGUGCCGUCAGAAGCACCACCGUCCCGCCUGGCGGGGCCACCGCUCCGUCUGUGGCAGGUCGGCCGCCACCUCUGCCCGCCCGCCCCACCACUGCAGCCGGACCACGAUCGGCCCCACCGACGCCCAGAGGCCGGCGGGCAGCUUUUACUCGCGGCGAAAGUCAAAGUCCGACGACCUCGUCGCAGACUUCUGCUCGACCGAACGGAAGAGGAGCUCCCACAGCUAUCAAUCGCGCAGUAGCUCCCACGACAUUUCGGCAGCUUUUUACUUGGAGCCAGAGAAGAGUUCCAUCAGCCUCGUGGAUGAUUUUUACCCGGCACGCGAGCGCAGUUCCCGUGACCUUUCCGAUUGCUAUCGGGAUUCGGGCCCCCCCGUUACUCCAGGGUCAAAGCUGCGAAGUUUUCUGCAGUGGGUGACUCGGGGCCGCCGCUUCAAGAGAGAUGCCCGACUCAGCCAAGACCGUGGAAUGGCCAUCAGCAUGGGUUCACAAACGAAUUAUGACACAGAAAGGGGAGAUGUUAAUGUGCAUGCUGAAAGACCUACUACUGGUGAACUUGCGAUUACAGAAAUAUAAAUAUUGUAGCCCCUGUUUAUAAAAAAAAAAGUAUAAAACAGGGGCAAAAAAAAUACAGAACUGGGGUGCCAACAGUGUAGUUGUCACCGUAUAAAUUAAUGACUGCUGCAUAGAAUGUCUAAUACUUUGUGAAUGUAUGGAAACGACAGUGUAUUUCAGCAUGGCAGUUAUACUGCCAAAAGCUAAGUAGACUUUUGCUCAUCUGUACAUAAUGUUGUAAACCAUUCGUUCAAGCCUAUUCAGAACUGAAUUGUCAUGUACAUGUUUACCACUAAUUUAAUGUGUAAUACAUUUUUUCAUUAAUAACUGUACCGUGUAAUUUACAGUGUGUUGUGAAAUUAAAUAUAUUGCGGUAUUUUAUGCUGCACUUUUGUUUUUUUGGUGAAAUAAAAUGUGCAUACCCUGUAUGGUUUUGGAGCACACACUGGUGAUACAAGUAAAUAAAGGCUGCACGAACAGAAACAACAUCGCAUUCCUGUAUAAUAAAAUAGUUGUAAUGUGUACAAUAAAAUAAUGUACAGAAUAGUAGAGUAACAUAAACAUGUUUUAAGUACCCUCAAACUAAAAUUUUCUGUCAAAAAAAGAAAGUGUUAUUGUCUUAUGCUCAUAUUCUUAUCAGGCUCUUUGGUGUAAAAUAGUCUCCAACUCUAAUGAUCCACUCUAGCUGGCCUUUCUGCUUGCUAUGAAGAAGGGGUAUUUGUUCAAAACAUUACCAUUAUAUAUUUUCUUUAUUUUAAGGUCACAGUGUUAUUGACGAGUGUGUGCUGGAGUUGUUCUUAUGUGCUUGUGUACCACUGCCAAUGGAACACCACCAAAUAAUGUCAUAUACUCAUCAUCACAAUAAUAUAAUCUUGAUUUUAAGUUUUUGUGACUGCAGGAAUCCAUACUCUUUGGUUCUUUUGGUAAAGUCACGUAGGUAGAAAAAGAAAUAAUAAAUCACGACGUUUCGAUCGC